ACACAGCCUCAGCUGUAAUCAACUCCUUUCUCUUUUUCCUCUUCGUUUUUGUCUAUUUUAACCACACCCUGGACUCGGCAGCCUUUUAGCCGAAUAAGUUGUCAGGUGAAGGAAUGAGGCUCCUGUACAAAAACCGGACUUCCGGGUAAAACAUUAAGGUGAAAUGAUAACUUUUUCGACACCGAAUCGCUUGGACAUGGUCGGUAAGGAGGCGGACGCAGGAGACGCGGUGUCCAAAUCCGACAGAGACCAGAGCUGGAUUGCGACUGCAAUCAAGAAAAGAGUGUGUACGACGUUUGUGGAGGAUUCCUUCAGCAAUGGUCGCCUGUGUCAGUGUGGGAGUCCAAGGGACAACCAUGCCUCAGUCACUCUGAAUGAUUACUUUAGCACAGCUAUUGUCAGUCACUGGGAUCGUUCUCAGCACACAUCAGAGUUUCCCACGGAUGCUUUUGGAGAGGUGGAGUUUGCAGGCGCAAGCAAGAGGCACAGCUAUUUUCUGCGUCUUUCCUGGGAUACUCCCCCGUCUACCAUUUAUUCCAUCUUGAUCAAUGACUGGGGCCUGCCACCUCCAAACCUGGUGGUGUCUGUGGCUGGUGGUGUGGGGAAGUCUAAGGUUAAGCCCUGGGUGCGAGAGGUUCUAAGGCAGGGAUUGGUCAGAGCAGCCCAGAGUACAGGAGCAUGGAUCUUAGCAGAAGGACUGCGGGAGGGUGUUGGCAGGUAUCUAGGGGAGGCUGUGAGGGAUCAUGCGCUGGCUGCCUCCUCAGAUUCCCUCUCUAAAGUAGUGUCUGUAGGCAUAGCUCCAUGGGGUUUGGUAUGCAACCGAGAACAACUAAUCAACCCUGAGGGCAGCUUUCCUGCCGUGUACUACGUUCCAAACACAUCCCGAGACACCUGCUUUCUGGAUAACAACUACCAAGCAUUUCUCCUUGUGGAUGAUGGAAGUGUUGGCCAAAGAGGUGUGGAGGCUGGUUUCAGAGCCAGCCUAGAGGACUACAUUUCCAACCAGCACACAGGAAAAUGGGGAAGCGAAACCAUGGACAUCCCUGUGUUGUGUGUGCUGGUGUCAGGAGAGACUUACAUGCUUGAGAGAAUACUUCUCUCCUUGAAGAAGUCCAUCCCCUGGUUGGUCCUGGCAGGCUCUGGGGGACUGGCUGACUUGAUAAGUGACAUCCUGGACAAUGUAUCUGCUGCACCAAGCCUGGCAGGGGCAGAAGGCGAGGGAGAAGCAGCUACAAAAAUGGAUCUCGGGGGCAAAGUAAUGGAGAAAGUGAUGAAACACUUUCCCUCUGAACAGGACACUGACAAACUCAUUGACAAGGUUUUGAGUAUUUGCCAGAGCAAAGACCUGAUCUCAAUCCAUCAUGAAGAUCAUGAAGGCUUGGAUGACUUUGAUACUGUGCUGCUGAAGGCUCUAGUCAGGGCUAACAAGCAGCGCCUUUCCACUGAUACGGUCCCCAGUACCGAGGAGCUGAGGCUGGCUGUGACAUGGAACAGAGUGGACAUUGCCAAGAGUGAGCUCUUCACUGGAAACAUCCAGUGGAAGAGUGACGACUUGGAAUGCUUCAUGACCGAUGCGCUUGUGAACAACAAGCCCCAAUUUGUCCGUCUGUUUACUGAAAACGGGCUGAACAUUGUGGAUUAUCUUACAUAUGGCCGCCUGGAGGAGCUGUAUCGCUCAAUUUCGGAGGGCUGUCUGGCCUACACGCUGCUCCAGCGUUACCUUGCAGAACGUCUGGGUACGAUCAGUCUUGGCACUUCUCGCUCUGUUGCCAGUUUUGCUAACCAGACCUCCAGCCCAGUUAAACAACUGACACUUUAUGAGGUGUCUCGGGUCCUACAGUACUUGCUAGAUGAUGUGUGUCAGCCAUUCUAUUAUAAACUCCUGGGUCUGGUUGGUAUUGCUUCCAAACGGAAAAUCAUCAAGAAACUGGCUACAGUUUUGCAAGAAGAUGCAGAAUAUCAGAGGCGUAAAUGUUCUCACCCGUGGGCUUCACUCUUCAUCUGGGCCGUGCUGCAGAACCGCAGCGAGAUGGCUGUCUACUUCUGGGAAAUGACCUCGGAGUCGGUGUUGAGUGCUCUGAGCGCUUGUAAGCUGCUGAGAGCUCUUUCUAGAUUAGAGACCGAGACUGAGACGACACUCUCCAUGAAGGAACUGGCUCAGAGAUUUGAGAACUUGGCCCAUGAUAUAUUCAGUAAAUGCUACGAGAGCAGCGAGAAUCGCUCCUUCAUUCUGCUGAAGAAGAAAUCGGAGGUCUGGGAGGGCACUACAUGUCUGAGGAUGGCCAUGAAGGCAGAUGCUCGUCUCUUCUUUAGUCAUGAUGGCGUGCAGAGUCUGCUGUCUCAGAUCUGGUGGGGGGAUAUGGACAGGAGCACUGAGGUAUGGAAGCUCAUCCUCACGCUGUUUAUCCCUCCUCUCUGCUACACCAACCUUAUCUCUUUCAGAGAGGUGCAUGAUGAAGAUGAGAAGUCUGAGAAAGUCUCGCAGCAAAAAGACAUUGACUGGCUCUAUGCAGAAACGGUUUACUCUUUCUCAGACAUCAAACGCAUUCAGGCAAAAUCAGAAGAUUCAGGUCCUGUUAGACGAAGCAUAAAAGGGUUCCCAGUCAGGCCAGUCUAUCCCAAGUUGCCUUUUGUAUGUUCACGCUGGAAACAGUUCUGGUACACACCAGUCACUGCCUUCCUUGGCAACGUGGUGAUGUACUUCCUCUUCCUGCUUCUGUUUGCUUAUGUUCUAUUGAUGGACUUCAAGCCUCCACCCCCAGAUGGCCCAUGCUACUGGGAGCUCCUGCUGUAUUUUUGGGUGUUCACCAUGGUGUGCGAGGAGAUUCGAGAGAUGUGCUGUGUGGGCAGCAUGACCUGUAAGCAGAGGAUACGACAGUAUGCUCAGGAUGUGUGGCACAAAUUUGACCUCAUUGCCAUUACCCUCUUCCUUCUUGGCAUAUGUUGCAGGAUGUUCCAAGAAACAUUUUGGUUUGGCCGUGCAGCCUUGUGUCUCGACUACAUGGUGUUCACCCUCAGACUUAUCCACAUCUUUGCCAUUCAUAAGCAACUUGGACCAAAAAUAAUCAUAGUGGGCAAAAUGAUGAAAGAUAUCUUCUUCUUUCUGUUCUUCCUUGCUGUGUGGAUGUUAGCAUAUGGCGUGGCCAAUCAGGCUCUGAUCUACACCUACGACUCAAGUGCUGAUAGGAUACUUCGCCGUGUAUUCUACAGGCCAUAUUUACACAUAUUUGGACAAAUUCCUGUGAAUGAAAUAGAUUCUGGAUUUAGUUGGGAUGUACAUUGCACGAAUAAUACAACACUAGUUAACUCAACUACAGAACCAUGUAGAGAAGCACAUCAUAACUGGCUUGUGGUCAUCUUACUUGUCAUCUACCUUCUGGUCACCAACAUCCUGCUCAUUAAUCUACUGAUUGCCAUGUUCAGUUACACCUUUACCAAGGUGCAAGAUCGGAGUGACACCCACUGGAAGUUCCAGCGCUACAACGUUAUUGUGGGGUAUCAUUCUCGGCCUUGCCUUGCUCCACCCUUCAUCAUCAUUUCUCACUUGCACCUCCUCAUCAAGCGGAACAUCCGCAAGGUGCCUUCUGAGAAGGUGCACCAAUUUGCUGUGGACUUGAAUUGUAAAGCUAACAACCGACUAAUGACAUGGGAGAACAUGCAGAAGGAGAACUUCUUAUCUGCUGAGGGAAAGAAGCUAAGAGGAAGUGAUGCGGAGAGGCUAAAGCGCAUUUCUGUCAAAGUGGAUGGUGUUCUCAAGCAGACAGCUGAGAUCAGGGAUUUGGAUCGCAGAUUAAGAGCCCUAGAGUCUGAGAUGGAAUUCUGUUCAUCUACGCUUCUGUGGAUGGCUGAGGCGCUCUCUCGGAGCAGUGUGCUCAAAUCCACUAAGCCUCCUCCUACCCGUAAAGUAAACCCAUCCACACCAGAGAUAUGAGAAUGGUCCGGUCAUCUUCAUCUCUUCUGUCCCCUUUCUCUUCGUCUCCCACACAGUGAUGUACAAGGCAGUGUAUUCCUGUCAUACAGUAUAUUUUAUAAACAUCAGCCAUGUUUGUCCUUUUCCUUGCAUCUGUGUUUAUUGUUCCAAAGGAAAAGGGAAGAAUGCAGAGUAAGAGAAUUGAGUCAAACUUGGACAAGAGGAUGGCAAAAUAAGUUUGAUUGUGUAUACAUUGUUCAUUUUUUUAAACGAUAAGAAUGCUGCCUUUCUCCAAACCUAUGUUUAUAUAGACAGAUGUUUUAACAAUACAUUAAGACUCUGCUCUUCAUUCAGACCACCCUUAAUAAACGAGAGACUUGCUUCUUACUACAGGGUUGGUCAAAAUUAUGUUAACAAUAAUGGAUUAUUUUUCUCCUAAAUGUGUGGUGCGCCGUGACUGCUGCUGGCAUAAUUGGGCCCUACUUUUUUGACACCCCAACAGUGAUGUCAGACGUCUACUUACAGAUGGUGCAGCAGCACACCGUUGAUGAACUUCCACUACAGAUCCAAUUGGUUUUUACCAUUUAAGUGUUAACAUAAUUUUGACUAACCUUGUUAUAAAUAGUCUUGCUAUAUUUUAUGGGUUAUAUUUUGGGUCUUGUUUUUAAUGGGUUUUUCGGGGUCUAUGAUGUAUAAUAACUAAUUGUGUAAUAAAUAUUAACCAUA
Molecule: messenger RNA, 4636 nt
Organism: Neoarius graeffei (lesser salmon catfish)
Lineage: Eukaryota; Metazoa; Chordata; Actinopteri; Siluriformes; Ariidae
Product: transient receptor potential cation channel subfamily M member 4-like
Exons: 28
Coding region: 164-3931 (1255 amino acids)
Biological process (GO): calcium ion transmembrane transport
Cellular component (GO): membrane
Molecular function (GO): ligand-gated calcium channel activity; calcium-activated cation channel activity
Source: RefSeq, a predicted model, not a curated record